Molecule: messenger RNA, 828 nt
Organism: Acanthamoeba castellanii str. Neff
Lineage: Eukaryota; Discosea; Longamoebia; Acanthamoebidae
Product: UBX domain containing protein
Exons: 6
Coding region: 1-828 (275 amino acids)
Molecular function (GO): protein binding
Source: RefSeq, a predicted model, not a curated record
AUGAAGACGAUCGAGGAUAUCAACAAGCGCAAGGAGCUCGAGCAGCGCCGACGCGAACAGUCCGAGGCGGAACGGCACAAGGCCCAGGUGCGCGAAAAGAUACGCCGCGACCGCGAAAUCCGCGCACAGCAGCAGCAGCAGCAGCAGCAGGCUGGUCCCUCUCCCGCCGCCCCAUCGCCGAGCGCUGCCACUACCGCCACCGCCGCCACCGCCACCACCACGGCGACCACCACUUCUCCGAGUGCUGCCACCGCUGCCGCUGCCGCUGCCACCUCGGCGGCCAUCGCCUUCCGCAUGCCCGACGGGAGCGUGGAGAAGGCCGACUUUGCCGCCACGAGCACCCUCGCCGACUGCCGGAAACACCUCCGCACCGGUCCGUUUACGCUGAUGACCAACUUCCCGCGCCACGUGUUCGCCGACGAGGAGUACGCCCUCACCCUACGCGACCUGCAGCUGUGCCCCUCCGCCACCCUCAUCCUCACCGGCGCCACGGAGUACGCCUCCUCGGGCGGAGGCGCGGCGGCUGGUGAGGUGGUGAGCACAGGCGGUCCAGGCGGCGGCGGCACGGGCCUCAUCUCGUCGGUCACCUCCUACCUGUGGGGCUUCUUCAGCGCCAGCCCCGCCGCACCACCCGAUCGCCACCAGCAGCAGGCUUCCGCUGCCUCCGCGACCUCCGCAUCCGGGCGUAUUCCGUACAGCGGCGGCGGCGGCGGCGGGGCGGGCAACGUGCACGGUCUAAGGCGAGACGACAUGGAGGGAGAUGAGGACAACGCCUACUGGAACGGAAACUCCACACAACAGCAUCGGGAGGCCCCAAAUGGAGGCUAA